This is a messenger RNA of Geodia barretti, 655 nucleotides long. Lineage: Eukaryota; Metazoa; Porifera; Demospongiae; Tetractinellida; Geodiidae. The record is from the annotation of a GenBank genome assembly.
UUGCCGCUCACAAGAAGGCUCUGGAGGUGAAGAGGAUGGAGAAACCAAAGACAAUGGCGGAGGAAUGCCGGAGACGCUGGUCUGAAAUUGCAGCUGGAACCUACUACUUCAACAGAGAUGAGGAGGAGGUAGCUGUGCUGAAGACCGUCACCAGAGAAGAUGUACUUGCCUUCUUCAAAGACAAUUUCUCACUGGGUGGUCACUACCGGAAGAAGCUGGUGGUCCACGCAAUACCCACCAAUAGAACUGAGUCUUCUAGUGAGGAUAAUGGGGGAGGAGGAGGAGGAGGAGAAGGAACUCGAGGAAGUGGAGGAGGAGGAGAAGGAGCUCGACGAGGUGGGGAAGGAGGUGAAGGAGCUCGAGGAGGUGGGGAAGGAGGAGAAGGAGCUCGAGGAGGUGGGGAAGGAGGAAGUGGAGAGGUGGAAGAGACAGACAUAGGAGAGCCACUCCUCCCACAGGUCAGAGUCCAAUUCCCUCUCGGGUGUGAGAGUGGACUCUAAUGGUGUCCCUCUCUCUCAUCCACAGCCGACAGUAAUAUCAGACAUUGCUGGCUUCAAAGGCUCUCUCCCUCUCUUCCCUCCCACGACUCCUCACAUCUCUACUUCUCUUUAGAACUACUCUCAAUACUACAAAUUGUGCUAUAAUAAAAAAUAUU